AUGUCAACUUCGGUUAAUACAAUUGAAAAGGCAAAUUUAUUGAGAAAAGAAUUUUUAGAAAUCGAAAUAAAUCAUGAUGAAUUGCUAUCUAUUGAAUAGUUUUAUAGAUGCUUAGAUAAGAAAGUAUAAUUUACUAUAAAAUUUAGCUAAGAAGAUAAUUUGAUAGAGAAUUAGGAGAUCAAUUAUAUUAAAGAAUGAACAAAAGUUUUAAUAAUAAAAUAACUGUUGAUGAAUUUAUCAAAGUGUUUCUACAAGCAGAAGAAAUCUUAAAGAAUAAAAUUGAAAGUUGUAAAAAGCAGAUUUUAGAUUAUAAUAAAUAAAGAAAAUAUGUAUCAAAUUAAUUUGAUGUAUUUAUUGUAAAUAAAGAAUUAAGUCAAUAAAAGAUAGUGAAAGAGUAAAUUAAUAUGGAAUUAAAGAGGACAGUUAUUUGACAAUUGAAUUAUUAUAAGGAAUGAAUUUCCCAUAAUAAAAUGUGUCAGUAAUUUUAAAAUUGGAAAAUCAAAAAUAAGAAAUUUAAUAAAUAAAUGGUCCAUCACCAUAAUGGAAUAAAACAUUUAAUUUGUAAAUUAAUUAUAUUAUUUAUUUUAGUAAAAUUUCAACAGGCUUAGAAGAAUUAUAAUUAUUUUUUUACACAAUUAAUCAUCCAAACAUACCACAAUUAUUAGGAACUGUAACUUUAUCAUUAUCUCAUUUAACAAAUUAAACUAAAAUUGAAGAUUGUUGUUAAUUAUUUGAUAAAAAUGGAUAACAAACUUAAACUUAAAUAAAAUUAAGAUCGCAAUGGAUUUUUAAUGAUUCUAAAUCAUUAAGUAAUUAAAUUGAAGUUUGGAAUGAAUAAAUAAAAACAGCUUAAGAUGAUUUAAUUGAUUUUGAAAAAGAUCUUGCAACACUUUAUGAACCCUUUCCAAAUUAUGUUUAAUUGAUUAGAAGUAUUGAAAAAGAAGACUUAGCAAUAAAUCAUUAACCACCAAAUACUUUAGUAAUGACACCCAUAAAUAAUGUUAACACUUAAUAUGAUUACAAAUUAUAUACUCGAUUAUGUAUAUUAGUAGUAAUGGGAUUAAGUGUAUUUAUUUGUUUUGGGAAAAGUCAGUUUCUAGAUGUAAAUUUAUAUAUUUAAAUCUAAAUUAGUUGAUAUUAUGUUUUUUAUUCAUUAUUGAAUUUGAAUUCAAUAGACUUUAUAAAUAACGUUUGAUAUAUUAUUCAGUAGCUGUUGGAAUUUCAUUAUUGUGUGAUUUGAUAUGGGCAAUCAAAUAUUCCUAAGGAUUUUGGGGAAAUGAUGCAACUGAAAUUGAUAAGUAUUAUGCAAUAGAAAAAGGACCUAAUAGAUUAGCCUUAAUUUUACUUUAUGUUUCUUUUAUUUUUAAAGUAAAUCUUAAAUUUUUAUGUAGUUAAUUUUAUGUGCACUUUUAGGAGCAUUAAGUCAAGAAAUGCCAGAAAAAUUGGAAGAACAAUUGCCAAAUAGAAAUAAAUAAAUCAAAUAAUAAUUAUUGUAUUAAAAAAAUAAGACUGCAUAAUUUGGAGAAGAUAAUAGCACAUUUUAUAAUUAUUGA
Messenger RNA from Paramecium sonneborni, 1553 nucleotides. NCBI's taxonomy places the organism in Eukaryota, Ciliophora, Oligohymenophorea, Peniculida, Parameciidae. The record is from the annotation of a GenBank genome assembly.